Brenthis ino (lesser marbled fritillary) is the source of this 2109-nucleotide messenger RNA. NCBI's taxonomy places the organism in Eukaryota, Metazoa, Arthropoda, Insecta, Lepidoptera, Nymphalidae. The record is from the annotation of a GenBank genome assembly.
AUGAUUGGUUGGAAAAAACUGAACUUGAACAAAACUAUCACAAAUUUGUGUGCUUGUUGUUGGCAAUAUAUUUCUCCAUUUCACCUGUCUGCGAUUAACUUCACUAUUGUUCCUUUUGACGUUUUGAGACAUAGGACACGCGAACGUAGGCAAAGUCAAGCCAACGUUCGCUGUAUUUUAAUAGUUAUGUCUCGGAAAAAAGCCCAAAAUGAAGAGACUGAUAAACUUACUCGUAUAGCGAUCGUUAACGCCGAUCGUUGUAAGCCUAAAAGAUGUAGACAAGAAUGCAAGAAGAGCUGUCCAGUGGUGCGCAUGGGCAAGUUAUGUAUCGAAGUUACCCCUAAUGAUAAAAUUGCCACCAUAUCUGAAGAGUUAUGCAUUGGUUGCGGUAUUUGUGUCAAGAAAUGUCCCUUUGAUGCUAUAACUAUCAUCAAUGUUCCUUCAAACUUGGAGAAACAUACCACUCACCGAUAUUCCAAGAACUCUUUCAAACUCCAUCGGCUACCAAUACCUAGACCUGGUGAAGUGCUUGGACUUGUUGGUCAGAACGGUAUUGGUAAGUCUACUGCUCUGAAGAUUCUUGCUGGCAAACAAAAGCCUAAUUUAGGUAGAUAUGCUGAUCCUCCAGACUGGCAAGAGAUUCUCUCUCAUUUCCGUGGCUCAGAGCUGCAAAACUACUUUACUAAAAUCCUGGAAGAUGAUCUAAAGGCUCUGAUUAAGCCCCAGUAUGUAGAUCAAAUCCCUAAGGCUGUGAAAGGAACUGUCGGGCAACUGCUUGAUAAAAAAGAUGAGAGGAAAAACCAACCAGAGAUAUGUGCUAUGCUUGAUCUCUCACAUAUUCGUGAUCGUGAAAUUGGGGCAUUAUCUGGAGGAGAAUUGCAGCGUUUUGCUUGUGCUAUGGUAUGCAUACAAAAUGGCGACAUUUUCAUGUUUGAUGAACCAUCUUCUUAUUUGGAUGUGAAGCAGCGUUUGAAUGCUGCCAGGACUAUACGCUCACUUAUAGACCCUGAUAAGUUCAUUAUUGUAGUAGAGCACGAUUUAUCCGUGCUAGAUUAUUUAUCUGACUUCAUUUGCUGCUUAUAUGGAGUUCCUGGUGCUUAUGGUGUUGUGACUAUGCCUUUCUCUGUUCGGGAAGGUAUAAAUAUUUUCCUUGAUGGUUUUGUGCCCACUGAGAAUAUGAGAUUCAGAACUGAAUCUUUAGUAUUCAAAGUAGCUGAAUCUGCUACUGAGGAAGAGAUAAAAAGAAUGAAUCACUAUGAGUAUCCAGAAAUGUCCAAAAAGAUGGGCGAUUUUAGUCUGCGUGUAAUGCAAGGAGAGUUCUCAGAUUCUGAAAUUUUAGUACUCCUCGGUGAAAAUGGUACUGGCAAAACAACAUUCAUAAGAAUGUUAGCUGGCAAUCUGGAACCAGAUGAAGCCGCUAUAAUGGCUAGGACUGAGUUAUUUGAUUUAUUUUUUCACCCUGUGUUUCAAAAGUGUUUAAAACAUGCUGAGGCAUCUAUGUCACCGGAAGGUGCAAGCCAGCUGCCUCAACUACAUAUUAGUUAUAAGCCACAGAAAAUAUCACCUAAAUCUCAGGGAAUGGUCCGCAACUUACUUCAUGACAAAAUAAGAGAUGCAUAUACUCAUCCGCAGUUCAUAACUGAUGUGAUGAAGCCUAUGAAAAUUGAAGAGAUCAUGGAUCAAGAAGUGCAAAACCUGUCUGGUGGUGAAUUGCAAAGAGUUGCAUUGGUGCUCUGCCUCGGUAAACCAGCUGAAGUUUAUCUUAUUGAUGAACCUUCUGCUUAUUUGGAUUCUGAACAGCGUUUAGUAGCGGCUAAAGUUAUAAAAAGGUUCAUUCUCCACGCAAAGCGUACAGGCUUCGUAGUAGAACACGAUUUCAUAAUGGCAACUUACCUAGCGGAUAGGGUCAUUGUAUUUGAAGGAACACCAUCAUCUAACGCCACGGCUCAUGCCCCACAGUCACUAUUGAACGGCAUGAAUAAAUUCCUUGAACUACUUGGUAUUACAUUCAGACGAGACCCCAACAACUUCAGGCCUAGGAUCAACAAACAUGCUUCUGUAAAGGACAUAGACCAGAAGAGGGCAGGCCAGUAUUUCUUCUUGGAGGAC